AUGCUCGUCCGAUCAAACAGCUUCCGGCACUCGCUGGCUGUUCGCAGGUUACACUCCUUUGCAUCCACUCCGGCGAUCGCGGGAUGCUUGACAAGACCGUCAUUAUCCGCUGGACCUAGUCUGCAUGCAUCCUCUACAGAAGACCUGCGACCAUGGAGGCCAAGGUUAUCACGAGCUGGUACAAGCUUGCAAUCCCUGCGCACCUUGGCCACAGCCAUAGACGAUUACAAGACGAUCGAUGACAUACCAUUCGAGCACCUUCCCGAAUCCAGAUACCCACUGCACACUUCACAAUCCUCACCCCGCGUCUACGACUUGCGACCAUUCGAUGUUUCGUCGCCUCUCAUGGUACGAGAGCGAAGCACCCAGAUCGCACGGCAAAGGAUCAACACCAAUGGCAUACCUGGCGACCCCGACGAGAUGCUGUCGCUCUUCGACGCAUGUCUGCAGGUCGGCAAAUUGCAUCGGGCGUCGCUCAUUCUGAAGCGUAUGGGCGGCAUGGGCGACUCUCCUGAGGUCGAUCUCAUCAGUCUCCAUAAUCGAUAUCUUCGGGCAUCGCUGGAGAGGCUCUUGACGCAACCAAAUCUAGGGAAAGCGGAGGAGCUUCACAAAUGGUAUGAGCUGCAAAUCCGGAACAAAAAUAUACCGCACACACCCGAGACGGUCGCUUGCAUGCUCAAGGCAUCUCUUCUCUCGUCCCGUGGAUCUCGCCUUCAACGCCUUAUAGAUCGGUAUAUGAGCAUGGCACCUGGGGACGCUGGCCUAGAGGUCUUGUACAUGACCGAUAUCCUGACCGACCAAGAUCGAGCCACCAUUACCGAAGUCUGCCAAAGAUACAACCUUUCUCCGGGAGAGGAGCAGCUGGCUGCAGAACUAGCCAAUUCUCCCGUAGCCGAGAGCGCCAACUCUGUCGAAGCAGAAAGGGUUGACUCUGCCGUGAUCCCCCCGGUUCUCAGCACUCCGCAGAAGGGUAUGGGUCUCCGCAUGAUCAAGCAGACCCUCUCCCUGUUUUCCGAGAUUCCCCAGGGACGAGACAUCGCGACCCUCAGCCUUGAGGAGAGGAAGGAAAUCCAGUCUCGGCUGGAACGUGACUGCGUUGAUGCUGCUGUCGAUCGUUGGCGCGAGGAGAACCAAGCCUUGCUAAAGAUGGGACUCAACACUUCAUUGUCCAGCGCCUCUCUGAACUCGAGGUUGUAUGAAUGGCAGCGCGACCUUGAAAACCGCCUGACCCGCGAGAUGGAAAUGGUUGACGCCGCCGAGGCAGCCGAAAGCAAGAACAAGGAAGACAUGGAUCGUUGUCUUUAUGGUCCAUUCUUGAAACAGUCCAGUCCAAGCCGACUCGCAGCCGUGACGAUAUUAAGCACCCUGAGUUCCCUGGCAAUGCACGGGGCAGACAAAGGCGUCCCACUGGGUGUCGUCAUCAAUCAGCUAUCCAAGAUUGCCGAGGAAGACAUCCGCGCUCAGAUUCGAAGCAAAGAAUCGACCUCAAAGAAGUUCAAACAGUCGAAAGUUUCGGCACGGUCUGCUCUGCGCAAAGCCAACUCACCCUUGCCAGAACAGGCACCUGUGGACGACGUUCAGACCAAUGUUAUCAACCCAGAAGCGUACACUGACAAAUCAUGGCCAUUGGCGAUCAAGACCAAGGUUGGCGCCGCGCUGCUCUCAGCUCUGAUCGAGAGCGCCAAGGUCACAGUCGUGAAGGAGGAUCAGGUCACAAGCACACUGCUUUCACAGGUCCAGCCAGCGUUUACCCAUGCAACCCAAUUCAAGCGGGGAAAGAAGGUCGGCAUGCUUCUCCCCAACCAGACGCUGGUCGAACUCAUGAAGCGUGAGCCAAGGGGUGAUUUCCUGGCCCGACACUUGCCCAUGGUGGUCGAGCCGGCCCCCUGGUCCAAGUUCGAUAAAGGGGGUUUCCUCGAGUAUCCGACUCCGCUCGUGCGCAUCAAACAUGGCGAGAAGGAUCAGAAAAUUUACACGCAAGCCGCCAUCGCCCGCGGUGAUAUGGACCAAGUGCUGAAGGGCUUGGACGUUCUCGGCCGGACCGCCUGGAACAUCAACAAACCCGUCUUCGAUGUCAUGCUGGAAGCUUGGAACACUGGCGAACCUAUUGCCGACAUCCCAGCUCUACAUCCCGAUAUCCCUACUCCACCCGAGCCCGAUUCAUCAGAUGAUCCCAUGCAAAGGAGGCUAUGGAUCAAGGCAGUCAAGGCGGCGGAGAACCACCGAUCCGGACUUCAUUCAGUUCGAUGCUUUAUGAACUUCCAGCUGGAAAUCGCUCGUGCCUUCCGGGACCAGACCUUCUAUUUUCCUCACAACAUAGACUUCCGCGGACGUGCCUAUCCCAUCCCGACUUACCUGAAUCAUAUGGGUGCGGACCAUGUCCGAGGUCUUAUGUGCUUCGCCAAGGGCAAGGAAUUGGGUGAGGAGGGCCUUCGAUGGCUGAAGGUGCACCUUGCCAACGUCUACGGGUUUGACAAAGCGAGUCUGAAGGAGAGAGAGGCUUUUGCAAUGGAUAACGUGGAGAACAUCAUUGAUUCCGCCACCAAUCCUCUCAAGGGCAAGCGCUGGUGGUUGAAGGCUGAGGAUCCCUGGCAAUGUCUCGCAACUUGUUACGAACUCAAGGCGGCUUUGGACUGUGCGGAUCCUACCCAAUACAUUUCACACUUGCCCGUGCACCAGGACGGCACCUGCAACGGCCUGCAACACUAUGCUGCAUUGGGCGGCGAUACCUGGGGUGCGCAGCAGGUCAAUCUUGUGCCAGGUGAUCGGCCCGCCGAUGUGUACUCGGCAGUCGCAGACCUGGUGAAGGAGAAUAUCGCUGCGGAUCUCGAGCAGGGCAACCCCUUCGCGGUAGCUCUCACCGGCAAGAUCACAAGAAAGGUUGUCAAGCAAACGGUCAUGACCAACGUGUACGGUGUCACCUUCUCCGGUGCCAAGAAGCAGGUUCUUAAGCAGCUUGACGCACUGUACCCGGAUCUUCAGUCGCAGACGGGGCUCGAUCCUCUCAUCUUGGCCUCUUACAUCGCCACCAAGAUCUUCAAGGCCCUCUCGACGAUGUUCCGCGGCGCUCACGAUAUCCAGUACUGGCUUGGCGAGAUCGGUGGCCGUGUCUGCCGUGCUCUUACCCCCGAUCAGCUGGCAAGACUCGAGAAUCAACCAACUCCUGCGAAGAAGGGCAUCAGGGCCAAGGCUGCCAAAACCUCGACCGAGGAGAUCUUGAGCCAGUUUAGGUCCACACUGGUGUGGACAACACCGCUGCGCAUGCCCGUCGCUCAGCCCUAUCGCAAGAGCGGAACGCGGACGAUCUCAACCUGUCUUCAGGAUCUGAUUCUCGUUUCGCCAGAGUCUUCUGAUCCCGUUCACCGACGCAAACAGCUGCAAGCCUUCCCGCCAAACUUCAUCCACUCCCUCGACGCCAGUCACAUGAUUCUCUCAGCGCUAGAAUGCGACGCCAUGGGCUUGUCAUUCGCAGCCGUUCACGACUCUUUCUGGACGCACGCCGCCGAUGUCAACAAGAUGAACGGUGUCAUUCGCGAUGCCUUCAUUCGGAUCCAUAGCGAAGACGUCAUCGGGCGCCUGGCGUCUGAGUUCGAGGCUAGAUACAAGGGCUCGAUCUACCUGGCCAAGGUGAACCAGAACACCCCUGUCGCCAAGAAAAUCAUAGCUUUCAGGAAGAAGGCCCGCAUGUCUUUGCGGGACGAACUUCUGUUGGAGAAGACCCGCCUCCAGCUUCUUAAGUCGACCGACCCCGAAGAGGUGGCUGAAGGCAAGAAGAUGGUUACAGCCGCCAGCAUCUUCGAGGAGAUGUCUGCUUCCGAGGACAUCAUUGAGCCCGAGGACAUGGACGAGAUCGGCUUGGGCUCCAUCCCCGCCAACGAGAAGAAGUCUGCAGAGGCAUUGGAGGCGACGACUGCCGAAGACAUCAAGCACGAGGAUGGCGAUAUGGAAGCCUCCACGGAUGAGCCCGAGGACCGGCUCCAGUCACUGCUCGGCACCGACCACUUUGAGCUCAGAGUGACGAAGCCGCGGCCCCAACAGAGGGCGGCCGAAAAGACGAUCCAGAUUUGGCUCCCCCUCACUUUCCCUGCUAUUCCUGAGAAGGGCGACUUCGACGUGCAGCGCCUCAAGGCGAGCGAAUAUUUCUUCUCAUGA
Thyridium curvatum is the source of this 4152-nucleotide messenger RNA. RefSeq lists its product as uncharacterized. Gene Ontology annotation, biological process: mitochondrial transcription. The transcript has a single exon. The coding region runs from base 1 to 4152 and encodes 1383 amino acids. Gene Ontology annotation, molecular function: DNA-directed RNA polymerase activity; mitochondrial promoter sequence-specific DNA binding. The record is from RefSeq and is a predicted model, not a curated record. NCBI's taxonomy places the organism in Eukaryota, Fungi, Ascomycota, Sordariomycetes, Thyridiales, Thyridiaceae. Gene Ontology annotation, cellular component: mitochondrial DNA-directed RNA polymerase complex.